GAAUAAAUCGUUAAACUGAAUCCAAGAAUAGAUCUACGCAAGGAGCCACGAUGCUCAACUGCAGAUUUAAAUUUUAGAUGAUCAAAGAAUAUACAACUCGAUACUUUUUUUCGUUUAUUAUUGCUAGAGUUUUAAAACACCGUCUGCGCAAUAAACUCCUCGUAGCUUCAUGUUAAUUGAGAAUAUUUAAAAUUAAAAUUGCGUGUCCCCCCUGUAAAGCUACAAUACAAUCAGUUAUUUGUAUUUAAAUCCAAAUGCAAAUACUGCCAGGUUAUACAACAAAUAAAAUAGCAAUGCAAUGUAUUGCAGCUACACCCAAAGAGUAUAGGAAGUUGAUAUUUGGCAAAUAUUUGCGCUCUAAAAUCUAAAAUAACGCGUAAUUAUGUAAAUACACGCGACUCUGAUGACAGGCAGGAGAAGGGGCAGAGAAGAAAAGAGCCGAUAAGCCAGAAGGAAGAUUGUGGAUCGCCAAGUGCAAAAAGCCAUGACGCAGCAAUCGCUACUCACUCGCGCGCGGAUAAACUCGUUUCGCUUUCAGUCUGUCCGCGAAACAGCCGCUCGACGCAUUACCGUUUGACGUGUCGCGCUUUAAACGUAUGAAAUUCUCAACGAGAAGCCUUACUAUGAUGAAGGACUUGGUGCGCGACACGGUCCGUGGGCCGCUGGAUGCUUACAGGAAAAAAGCGAGUUUUGAUUGGAAAUCGUUAAAGGUUCAUUUGGAGGGGGAGGAGUGCGUUAAGUUUCAGAACAAGCUAUGGUCCUUCAUCGAAACUCAUCCAGCUUUUAAGCAUCCUGUGAAAAAUUUGAGUUUGGAUGAAAACAGGAGAAGAACCGUACAACAAAUUCAUGCCAUUGUGGAAAACGACAUUCUUCCGAUCGAGAGUCAGGGAUGGUUCAACUACAUGUUUUUGUACGAUCCUUCGGCGCCUAUCAAGAUGGGAGUGAUGUAUGGAAUGGUACCAAGUGUUCUGAUAUCUUUGGGCACGGAACACCAUCACGAGUACUUGGAACAAAUGGCCCAAGGAAAGUUUGCAGGAUGUUUCGCCUUGACUGAAAUAUCACACGGUACGAACGUGAAGGGUAUGCGAACGCAAGCCAGGUACGACCCGAAAACGCAGAGCUUCAUCCUGCACACUCCCGAUUUCGAAGCCGCCAAAUGCUGGGUCGGUGGUUUAGGAAAAACCGCCACGCACGCGAUAGUCUAUGCCCAGCUGAUAACACCGGACAAUGUCAAUCACGGUCUUCAUCCAUUCGUCGUGAAGAUUCGAGAACCUGAAACGAUGUUACCUGCAAAAGGAGUAACGGUUGGCGAUUUAGGCGAAAAAAUUGCUUUGAACGGCGUAGAUAACGGCUUUGUGAUGUUCGAUCACUAUUACAUUCCCCGGAAUUCCUUGUUGAAUAAACAAGCCGAUGUGACAGCUGAUGGAAAGUACGUUGCGGCUGUGAAGGAUCAGAGUAAACGUUUUGGCGCCUCUUUGGGUGCUCUGUCGGCUGGUCGAGUUACCAUAACUUCGAUGUGUUCAAUGUACUCGUCACUAGCUACUACGAUAGCUAUUAGAUACUGUGCAUCUAGAAAACAAUUUGGUCCGAAUCCUAAUGAAGAAUGGUCCGUUAUAGAGUAUCAAGUGCAGCAAGGUCGCUUGUUACCCCAUUUGGCAACCGUAUUUGCGAUGAAAAUAUUUUCUGCAAAUUUCCUGCUAACCAUGAAGGAUUUUCAAGAAACAAUGUUUUCGGGAGAAAGCAGCGAUUUAGUCGCCGCAAUGGGAAUGGAAAUACAUGCACUGUCUUCCGCGACAAAACCUUUGUGUGCUUGGGCAGGUCGUGAUGCCAUACAAGAUUGUCGCGAAUCUUGUGGAGGUCAUGGAUAUUUAAAAGUGUCUAGAUUAGGUACUAUAAGACAAGAGCACGAUGCCAACUGCACCUAUGAAGGAGAGAGUAACGUUCUCAUCCAGCAGUGCAGUAACUGGCUUUUGAACCAAUACGCUGGUCUCUUAAAGGGUAGACCUAUUUUGUCGCCUUUGGAAACAGCAAAGUUCCUAGAAAAUAUUGAGUAUAUCUUGGGUUUGAAAUUCAACCAUCAUAGUAUUGAUGAAACUUUGAGGCCAGAAAACCUGCUUGUAUGUUUAAGAUGGAUUACGUGUUAUUACAUGAAAAAGACAUAUCAACUUGUACAGUCAAUGAAACAAAAUGGAAAGAGCGAUUUUGUUGCCAGAAAUGACUCACAAUUAUUCAAUGCUCGGACUUUGACGCUAGUUUAUGGAGAGCAUGCCUUGGUACAAGGAUUCAUUAGGAAUAAUAAUAAACCAGAAUAUACGGACAAUGAAAGAGCUGUAUUGAACAAAUUAUGUUCUCUCUAUGCUGCAUGGAAUAUUGAAAAAAGAUUAGGCGAUUUCUAUGCAGGUGGUUUCGCAGCCCCUAAUAGUAAAUUAGACGUUCUAAUCCGUGAGGGUAUUAUCCAGUUAUGCAAGGAACUGGUACGAGAAGCUGUAUCGUUAGUUGACGUACUUGCGCCGCCUGAUUAUAUUCUUAAUUCACCUUUGGGAAUGUCUGACGGAAAUGUAUAUAAACAUUUAGAAGAAGCAUUGCGCAGGGAUCCACAGUGCUUUGAACGGCCAGAAUGGUGGCGUGAAAUCUUGAAAUCAAAAAUGUGAUAAAUGGUGCCUAGGGACUUUGUAAAAAUAAAACUUUGUGGUAUUUGUGAUCAAUUUUAUACAAAAUUUUUACAGAAAUGUUUAUAUUUUAUCUGUUGAACUUUUAUAUUGUACGUAUAAAACAAUAUUUAUAUAAA
Messenger RNA from Nasonia vitripennis (jewel wasp), 2788 nucleotides. RefSeq names its product acyl-Coenzyme A oxidase 3, pristanoyl (gene Acox3). The record is from RefSeq and is a predicted model, not a curated record. Lineage: Eukaryota; Metazoa; Arthropoda; Insecta; Hymenoptera; Pteromalidae. Gene Ontology annotation, cellular component: peroxisome. Gene Ontology annotation, biological process: fatty acid beta-oxidation using acyl-CoA oxidase; lipid homeostasis. Gene Ontology annotation, molecular function: pristanoyl-CoA oxidase activity; FAD binding; fatty acid binding. Bases 597 to 2651 code for a protein of 684 amino acids. The transcript has 12 exons.